UUUCUGGUCCUGGUUUUGGUUCUCGCGAUCGAAGUCGUCGCCAUGCCGGUUACCGAUCGCUGUGGAUGUUGAUGACUUGAUGUCCACGAAAGGGCGCACGUGUGUUGGGCCUCCACUUUCCGGGUGUCCCGUUUUUCGGCCGGCAGGUGCGGGACCUCCGAAACGGGAUAAGUGGAUCCGGCUCAAUUGAGGGGUUCUAGAACUGUUCCGGCGCCAACUUUGUGGUAUAUAUCAGGGAGCCGCUGGGCGAAGUUUCAUAACAUCUUAUUCUUCCUCAGGUUUAGACUUCAGUCUUCCCGAGGUAUCAUCAAAAUAUACCAUAUCUUGAAGAUGGACUCCCAGGGUUUCCGUGAGGCCGCUGCCACGGCCAUUGACGACAUUGCCAGCUACUACGACAACCUCGAUGAUCGGGAUGUCGUGUCCACCGUAGAGCCUGGCUACCUUCGGAAACUUCUGCCAUCCGAGGCCCCGGUAGAAGGCGAGGCAUGGACUGAUAUCCACAAAGACAUGGAGGGCAAGAUCCUCCCCGGUAUCACUCACUGGCAACACCCCGGCUUCCACGCCUUCUUCCCCUGCGCCACCAGCUACCCCUCCCUUCUCGGCGAGCUCUACAGCGCCGCCCUCCCCGCCGCGGCCUUCAACUGGAUCUGCUCUCCAGCCGUGACUGAGCUCGAGACGAUCGUGCUCGACUGGCUGGCCAAGGUCCUCGGCCUUCCCGAAUGCUACCUGUCCACCGGUCCCACCCGGGGCGGCGGCGUCAUCCAGGGCUCCGCCUCCGAGGCUGUUCUGGUCGCCAUGGUCGCCGCCCGCGACAAGUACCUGCGCGAGACGGUACCUCUGGACCAGUUCCCCGAGGGCUCCGAGGCGCGCGAGGACGCCAUCGCCCACAAGCGCAGCAAGAUGGUGGCGCUCGCCACGUCGGCCACGCACUCGUCCACCAAGAAGGCCUCCAUCAUCUCUGCCGUGCGCUUCCACACCAUCCCCGUCCACGCCGACACGGGCUACUCGCUCACCGGGCCUGUGCUGGCUAAGACGCUCGCCGAGCUGCGCGCCCGCGGGCUCGAGCCAUUCUUCAUGACCGCCACCCUCGGCACGACCGACACCUGCGCGGUCGACGACUUUGCGGGUAUCGUGUCGACGCUCAAGUCGGACCCCGUGCACCCUGCCGGCACACCCGGUGAGCUGUGGGUACACAUCGACGCAGCCUACGCCGGCUCGGCGCUGGUCCUGCCCUCGGUCCAGGAGCAGGUGACCAUCUCGCUGAUCGAGAACUUCCACUCGUUCAACAUGAACAUGCACAAGUGGCUGCUGACCAACUUCGACGCCUCGUGCCUCUUCGUGCGCGACCGCAACUGGUUCAUCCAGGCUUUGACCAUCAACCAGGCCGUGUACGGCAACAAGGCGUCCGAGGGCGGGCUGGUGACGGACUACCGCGAGUGGAUGAUCCCGCUGGGCCGUCGCUUCCGGUCGCUCAAGAUCUGGUUCGUGCUGCGGAGCUACGGCGUCAAGGGCCUGCAGGAGUAUAUCUCGCGGACCCUCAAGCUGGGCGAGGAGUUUGCCGACUCGCUCAAGUCUAGGCCGGAUCUGUUUGAGAUUUUGACUGGCCCCAGCUUUACCCUGACUGUGUUCAGGGUGGCCGGCAAGGAGCAGGGUAAGAGCGAGGAGGAGCUGAAUGCGCUCACCAAGGCUGUGUGCGAGAAGAUCAACGCUUCCGGCAGGAUGUGGGUGACUAGCACGGUGCUGGAUGGCAUGUUUGCCAUUCGCUUGAUGACUGGCGUGAGUACGACUGAGAAGGAGCAUGUUGACCGGUCGUGGAAGAUUUUGGUUGAGGCGGCGGAGGAAGUUCUCAAGGCUUAGAGCGCGGGUUAAGAAUAAGAGACAUGGUGUGUGCAUGGCGCCAGGUAGAUAAAAGCAAAUGAUACCGUUGAGGACCAGAAUGAUGCAAAGCAUCAACGCAACGUUUCCUUCUGAUCAAGCCACCGAGACCUACCCAAACCCCUCUGAUACUAACAAUGACACACCAAAUGUACAUGGACGUUAGAAUCAGUAUAACUCUGU
This is a messenger RNA of Neurospora tetraspora, 2058 nucleotides long. RefSeq names its product pyridoxal phosphate-dependent transferase. The transcript has 3 exons. The coding region runs from base 331 to 1857 and encodes 508 amino acids. Gene Ontology annotation, molecular function: carboxy-lyase activity; pyridoxal phosphate binding. NCBI's taxonomy places the organism in Eukaryota, Fungi, Ascomycota, Sordariomycetes, Sordariales, Sordariaceae. Gene Ontology annotation, biological process: amino acid metabolic process. Gene Ontology annotation, cellular component: cytoplasm. The record is from RefSeq and is a predicted model, not a curated record.